CGAGUAUUUUCUAUGCGGAGCGUUCGCUGUUUACUCCCUUUUUGUGUUCAGACGACAUACUAGCUAUGGGAGCAGCGCUACCACUGUGGCUCAAGUUUCUAGAUGAAACAUCAAAAGUCGUGACUGUCUUGACUGCAGCAGCUCUUCUCUAUACCCGCUCUGCAGGAGUCGCUUUCUUUGUGACCGGCGCAUUGUUAUGUUCAAAACUUGCUAAGGUCAUCAAGAAAGCAAUACGACAAAAACGUCCAUCACAGUGCUCCGGCCGUAGAGUAUCUUAUGGGAUGCCAAGCUCACAUGCAUCCACGUGCACCUUCUUCGCUGUAUAUAUUACCUUUGCUUGCCUUGAGCUACCCACCCACCCGACCUUUCCUCAUUUCGUUGUGUUCGCUCCAGUGGUUGUCUUACCGUGGACAUAUAUGAUAGCUGUGUCAAGGGUUCGGCUGGGCCAUCACACAUGGCCACAGAUUGCGGCAGGAACCUUACUUGGAGUCUGCUGCGCUAUUUUUUGGUUCAAAUUAUGGGUGACCGAUGUGGGUGGCAUCAUGACAAUUUUAUCAUCAGUAAACGUCGAGUUCACUGUUGUCUCACUUAUCUCACUUUUUUGGGUAAAUUAA
Suillus subaureus is the source of this 614-nucleotide messenger RNA. RefSeq lists its product as uncharacterized. The record is from RefSeq and is a predicted model, not a curated record. Gene Ontology annotation, molecular function: sphingosine-1-phosphate phosphatase activity. Bases 66 to 614 code for a protein of 182 amino acids. The transcript is spliced from 3 exons. NCBI's taxonomy places the organism in Eukaryota, Fungi, Basidiomycota, Agaricomycetes, Boletales, Suillaceae.